Diaporthe batatas is the source of this 945-nucleotide messenger RNA. RefSeq lists its product as uncharacterized. The transcript is spliced from 2 exons. Gene Ontology annotation, cellular component: extrinsic component of mitochondrial inner membrane. Gene Ontology annotation, molecular function: metalloendopeptidase activity. NCBI's taxonomy places the organism in Eukaryota, Fungi, Ascomycota, Sordariomycetes, Diaporthales, Diaporthaceae. The record is from RefSeq and is a predicted model, not a curated record. The coding region runs from base 1 to 945 and encodes 314 amino acids. Gene Ontology annotation, biological process: mitochondrial protein processing; mitochondrial proton-transporting ATP synthase complex assembly.
AUGGCCUGGUGGAGCACAACACCAACAGCCCCGAGCACGUCGGGCUCAGACCAAAAGAUAGCAACCUCUGCUCCUCCUUCACCAUCCUCGUCCACGACAACAACACCCACCACCACAACCAGCACCUCCACGCAAGCAGCAGCAGCAGCAGCAGCAGCAGCAGCAGCAGCAGCAGCAACAGCAACAGCGCAACAACCAGACCACCCAAAACCCACCACCCCAAACCUCUACCUCGAGAACGACCCGGCCCGCACCGGCUUCGACCCCAAGACGCAGUGGUGGGUGAACUACUUCAAGAUCCUCACGGGCGGCGUGACAAACGAGGGCAUCUUCCACUACCGCGAGGACCGCUACCGCGCCAACGAGGCCCGCGACGUCGCCCGCUGCGAGGAGUACCGCGACUGGCUCUUCGCCUACUCGCCCACCGUGCGCUUCCUCAACGACAAGAUCGCCGAGCUCAACCACGGCCGGGGCAUGACCCCGGCCAGCGUCGUGUGCCGCCGCUGCCCCGCCCGCCUGACCCCGGGCGGCCAGGUCGAGCGCCAGAGCGGCGGCUUCGAGCCGCGCCACGGCAUCCUGGUCUGCGCCAACGAGGUGCGCAACAGGGGCCACCUCGAGGACACCCUCGCCCACGAGAUGGUCCACGCCUACGACCAGCUCAGGUUCGAGGUUGACUUCCGCGGGGAGAGGGACCUGCGGCAGGCGGCGUGCACCGAGAUCCGAGCCUCGAUGUUGAGCGGCGAGUGCAGGUGGACGCGAGAAGUCCUCACGCGCGGCAACUACACCCUCACGGAGCAGUUCCAGAACUGCGUGCGGCGGCGGGCGGUACAGUCCAUGAUGGCGCGGCCGUGGGUCAAGAACGACGUUCAGGCCGUCAAGGUCGUCAACGAGGUCUGGGACUCGUGCUUCUCAGACACUCGGCCCUUCGACGAGGUGUACAGAUGA